UGUAAGUAAGCGCUGACCCAAAUAGUGAACAGCGAGCAACUACGACCUAUCCUAGCUCAAGCAUAGGAACCGAAACAUUUCAUACGACGACUGGUGAAUUUUUGCAUUUAUUCUCCCAUUUCGACUGCCAUACGAUAAAACAGUGGCGUGACACGUCUUGCGCACGAUAAACUGCAUGCUUUCGAUCAGUGAGUAGGCUAAUGAUGCCAGGUUCUAAAGCCAUACCAUGAUAUACUGCUGGUGCCUGGACGGGGUGAUCCAGGAUUAUACCGAGAUAAUGGCAUUGUUACACCUGUCAUGCUGAAUAUCAAUAGCAUAUGUAUCAGUAUGAUUAUAAUGGUAGAAUGUCGUCUGUAUUCAGCCAUAGAUCAUUGUCAGAGUGGCCACUGCGCAACCUUGGCUACUACUAAUGUCGACUGUGAGGCAGGUUUUUAGAGAUGAGUAACGUUAGCUUGCGUAGCCUAUGGCGAUGUUCAGCGUGUAAAACAAAAUUGGCCAACUUUCUUAUGGGCCAUAAUUCUAGGCUUAUUCGUGAUUAUUAUACAUUGUGUUUCAUUUGCAGGGUUUGACAUGGAAAUGUAUAUUAAACAUCUCAAUGUGUUGUCAUUUCAAACGAGGUAGUGCCAAAGACUGGGGGGCAUUCUGUCAUCCGAGAAAGUGCUCCUCUGAACUGUCUGUCUACAGCAGCCAACAUAGGAUUUACGAGUGUGUUUUUGAUUAGCCUUGUUGAGAGAAGGGAAGGAGGAAGACUAAAAAGCCAGUGAAACUUUGCCAGCCCGGAUCUAAAGUUUACCAACGCAGACAUCCUUGUUAGCUUUUUUUCUCAUGGGAACUUGCGUCGAAAAAGUCGGUGACAUAGGUGGAAUCCCAGUGACCGCGUCACAUGGCAGAGCAAGCGCACCUCUGCAGGCACCACGUCACGACUGGUCUCGAGUCACUGCGCUGGCAAAAUGCAAAUGACAAUUGUUUAGAAUAACUGACAGCCAAGUAUUUUUUAACUGCGGCUUUUUGUAUUAUAUGAAAGGGAUCUGGAACGAAGUCAUUUGGACUUCUAAAGUCAGAAACAACUUCUAAAAGCCAGGCUUUUUUGACAGCUGUCAUCGCAGUCGGUUUCAUUAUCAGGAUACAGCCGUUGGUAAGACUGAGGCAGAUGGAAGUGUGGCAUGAUCUGCUUGCUGGAAUGCGGAUCCGAGAAAUGACCUAUAUCAUGCAGGUUUGUUUGUCAUGUUGCUCUCUAGUCUGCCAGGGCAGUAGAGGGUCAGGGGGAGUGUCAUGUUGAAGCUGCUCUUCCACAUAGUGCUGGUGUUGACCUGUCUUCACCCUUCACCUCACCUCCCUCCCCACAUAACCUAACUCCAGCUGCUCUCAGUCUCCACCCUCUUUCACCACUUGGCCAGGAGAAAGGUUGUUGGUCCUCGUGGAAAAUGUCCUAUGCAUAUCAGAACCUGUUUAGCUGGAGUCGACCUCGAUUGACACAGCCAUAUCUCCUCUUCCUAUCACUGGGCUUCUUUUGCUGCUUAGUUGCUCCCACAGGUGUAUCUGCCGAGAUCUGCAGGGUGACGGGGGGAGUGUUGGGGAUCCACUGGAGCAGCGUGGUCGGUUUAGGCUGGCGCCCCCUGGCCGUGGGGAGGGGUGGCGGCAGCUGCUGGGAGUCCUGCUGCCAAGAGCCAGCCUGCAGCGCCGUCUGGAGCCUGGGGGGGCGCUGUGUGCUGCUGAACUGCUCAAACAGAGGAGUCUGUCAAGUCACGUCUCUCCCCCAGCCCCACAUCGAGUCCCUGGGGCUCCUGCAGCUGCUUUCAAAGGGCACCACCACAGCUCGGACGAGAAGGCUCAGGCAGGCACCAACAGGAAAGGGAAGUGAGGCCGUAAUCCAGAAAUAUGGGUCGGACCACCAACAUUCUAGCACUGGGGUUUCCAAGGAUGCAGAGCAUCCAGCUCCAACAGUUGGCAUCACCAGCGGAGUAGCUCUCCCUCAAACAUCUGAUAAGAAUCACAGCCAGUUAACCAAUGGAGGAGGAGAAGCUCCAUCACCCUCACAACAGAACUCUACAUCAGAGGACACCAUAGACACAGCAUCUUCCAACAGCAGCUCUGUGCUUCCCACUACUGAUCCUACAAUCGCUACAUCACCAACCCAGGCUGUCCGGGAGUUGGUGGUGUCGGCAGGCGAGAGCGUGGAGGUCACACUGCCGCGCAACGAGGUGGAACUCAAUGCCUUUGUGGUGCCAGCGCCCCAGCCAGGGACCAACUAUGCAUUUGACUGGCUCUUGAGAACUCAUCCCAAAGACUACAGUGGAGAGAUGGAGGGGAAGCACAGCAAGACGCUCAAACUCAGCAAGCUGACAGUGGGGCUGUAUGAGUUUGAGGUGACGGUGACGGUGGACGGUGACGGAGCACACGGAGAGGGCUAUGUCAACGUAACAGUCAAACCAGAGCCGCGGGUAAACAAGCUGCCUGUCGCUGUGGUUUCCCCAAUGUUCCAGGAGAUAUCCUUGCCAACCAGCUCCACGGUGAUCGAUGGCAGCCAGAGCACAGAUGAUGACAAGGUGGUUGCGUGGCACUGGGAGGAGGUGAAGGGCCCACUAAGGGAGGAGAAGGUCUCGGCAGACACUCAAAUCCUCACCCUCACUGGCCUGGUCCCAGGGAACUACACCUUCAGUCUGACGGUUACUGACUCGGACGGGGCCCAAAGCGCCACCCAGGCCAUGCUGUCGGUCAACAAGGCCAUGGACUACCGGCCGGUGGCCAACGCCGGGCCCAACCAGGUCAUCACGCUACCGCGCAAUGCAGUCACGCUGCAUGGCAACCAGAGCGCGGACGACCACGAGCCGCUGGCCUACGAGUGGUCGCUCAGCCCAGAGAGCAAAGGCAAGGUGGUGGAGAUGCAGGGCGUUCGGACUCCCGCUCUGCAGCUAUCUGCCAUGCAGGAAGGAGACUACACCUUCCAGCUCACUGUCACAGACACAGCCGGACAGCAGGACACAGCACAGGUCACUGUUAUCGUCCAGCCAGAGAACAAUAAGCCCCCAGUAGCAGACACCGGCCCAGAGAAGGAGCUGACCCUGCCUGUGGACCGCACCACUCUAGACGGCAGCAAGAGCACGGACGACCAGAAUAUCUCCACCUACCACUGGAAACAGAGCAAGGGUCCGGACGGAGUGAAGAUCGAGAACGCCGAUGGCGCCAUUGCCACGGUGACGGGGCUGCAAGUAGGCGAGUACGAGUUCAGUCUGACUGUGACGGACGAGAGGAAACUGGCGAGCACUGACACGGUCACGGUCAUCGUCCGACAGGAGUUAGACCAACCCCCAGUAGCCCAUGUCCAGUCCAGCCCGGCCAUCUCUCUGCCCCUGCGGACUGCAACCCUGGAUGGCUCCCACUCCACAGACGACAAGGGCGGAGUCGGCUACUUGUGGACCCGUGACGACAGUAGUCCUGCAGCAGGGGAUGUACUGAACAACUCUGACCACCAGGCGGUGCUGUUUCUCACUAACCUGGUGGAGGGAAAGUACAGCUUCACUUUGACUGUGACAGACAGCAAGGGCCAGAGCAGCUCAGACAGAGGGACUGUAGAGGUCAAACCAGACGUUUGGCAGCGUGACCUGGUGGAGCUGGUGCUGGAGGUGUCUGUGUCCCAGGUGUCCCACCGCCAGAGAGACAUGCUGCUCAGACAGGUGGGCGUGCUGCUGGGCGUGCUGGACAGUGACAUCAUCGUACGGGAAGUCAGCGCCUUCAACGAUCACAGUACUCGUCUGGUGUUCUUGGUGUCUGGGGGUCCGGGUCGCCCCCCUCUGUCGGGUCACAGUGUAGCUCUGGGGCUACGCAACAAACUACGCAAACUACGCAAACAGAAGAACGACUUCCUCAUCUUCAAGGCACAGCGGGUGGACACAGUCAUAUGCCAGCUGAACUGCUCCAGUCAUGGGGAUUGCGACUCAUUCACGCGGACCUGUGUCUGCCACCCAUUCUGGAUGGAGAAUUUCAUCAAAGCACAGCUGUGGGACCAAGAGAGCAACUGUGAAUGGAGUGUUCUGUAUGUGACCAUAGCAUCCUUCAUGAUUGUGGUUGCCAUCGCGACAGUUGUUUGGGGUAUGGUGUGUUGUUGCCGCAGGCGUAAGGGUAAAGUGCGCCACAAGAGCAAAAGCCGCUACAAGAUGCUUGAUGGUGAAGAGCAGGACAGCCUGGAGCUACACCCACCCCGAGCUGGCCGAAUGAAGCCAGCCCCCGCCCCCUCCUCCUCCGCCCUCAUGCGCUCUGACUCUGACUUGGACAGUGACGACGGCCAGGGAGGGGUCCCAUGGGCAGACAGGGAACGAGGACACCUCCUCCGACCUCAGAACGGAACCCUGAGAAACGGCCAGGGCCCCACCAGGAGCAAAAAGCAAAGAGAGGAGCUGCCAUAGCAACAGAGGGUGGUGGAACACCCCUCCCCACCCCUAAACCCUCACCACCCACUCUCUUUUGCUCUUCUCCACCACACAAACCAUACACCUCUCCACCCAUAGGACACUCAAGACAUAUGGGUCCUGAAGAAUGAGAGAGAAACCUGUUGGGCACAGGGUCAAGCCUCCCACCCACACACCCCCAUAUUGAAACUUCCCUGCGCCCACACUGAGCCAAGAUGAAGGAAAUUAGGUUUAACCUUUGAGAAGGACAGACCAUGUAAUGGAAAAAUGGGGGGGGGAGUUGAUAGGGGAAUGAAUGGUCAGAAUGUCAAGUUGAGCGCUGUUCACCACUGAGACACUGAGAAUGUACCCCCCCCCCCAGGAGACUGCAAUUGAAGACUAGACUGAUCGAUCCUGUUCCCUUCAGACAGUAACUUUACUCCACUCCAAUGUCAUGUGUAUCACAUGGAAACUGAGCCUGUCACACACACACACACACACACACAGAGAAGCUCUCUGAGACGCAUACUUCUUCCCAGGUUGCUUGACACAACACACUUCCAAUUCCAAGUACUGUUAGGCAAAACCCAAUGCUGGCCAACUCUACUCUGACAUAGGUUACAAUAUGAUUGACAAGUGACUUGUCUAGAUGAAAACCAAUCACGAUAUCUGUGCAUGAGAGCACAGUUGCGGUAUGUAUUAAUGUUUGAAUGGUGGUUAGGUCUGCAUGAGUUAUCCAUGUUGUGUGUGCCCAAAUGUGUCUAAAAAUCUGAAUAUGCGCGCUUUUGGUCAUUGUGCCAAAACGUCAGAAAAGCGUUGUGUGUUUGACACUUAACCAGCAUUGAGAGUCAAAACUGCUACUGUUGCUGUCAGCCAUGUUGGUCAGAGUCAGAGGAUCCUGGGAAAUGCUGUUUUUUGAGAGCCAUGCCUCAUACUGUAUGAACUCACUGGAUGACACACUGGACUACACAACGUUGACGCCCCCACCCCUAUGACUGUGUCCCUGGGAGAUGAUGAUGAAGACACCAAUGACACAUGGGGAAGAAAGGGGUAAUGCUUCCUACUCACUCACCUCAGACACUAACGACUGUUAGAACCUGGAAGACCACUUAAUGUCUGUUUUAAGUUUUAUUUUGCCUAAUCAUUUUGAUUGUGAUGCACUUUGUUUUUCACGCUCACCGUGGCACUGUCUGUCUGCAUCUCUACUGCUCUCACAGGCUGCUAACUGAACAAGUGUUGAUCCACACAUAUUGAAUUUAUUCAGUUCAGCCGUAGAUACAGAGUGGGACUCUCCAUUGCCCAACAUGUACCUCCUCCAAACUUGAGUGGUGUUGUCACUUUGCAUGUAGAUUACUGUGAACCUGACCCUUCAGUCUGACUUUAGAGUUACUUUUUUGGUUUAGAGUUACUUUUUUGGUUGUUGAAUGUUUAAGAUGAAAGCCCCCGAUCUAAUCGGAGGAACGCUCUGUGAAAUAAGCAAUCAUUUUUUCCAAAACCUUUCUCAGUGCAAAGUCAUCUCAUGCUAUUCCUCCAUUGCACUAGUCGAGCACAUUUUAUGAAAGAUUGGCAGCGUGCAUUCUGGGAUAUGGAGUCCUCUGUGAAGGCAGACAGGGAGCAGCCACAAAAUGAAGGGAUUCUGUGUUCAUUUAAUUGUUAAAUAACAAUCCUUUUAGUGAAGGAUUCACCUCACUAUGUGACCAGACCUUAUGAAACUGGAUUAUCUGUAAAUUAAAAUCAAAUAUGUUUUAA
This is a messenger RNA of Coregonus clupeaformis (lake whitefish), 6134 nucleotides long. RefSeq names its product dyslexia-associated protein KIAA0319-like protein. Gene Ontology annotation, cellular component: cytoplasmic vesicle; plasma membrane. The transcript has 22 exons. Gene Ontology annotation, biological process: homophilic cell-cell adhesion. The record is from RefSeq and is a predicted model, not a curated record. NCBI's taxonomy places the organism in Eukaryota, Metazoa, Chordata, Actinopteri, Salmoniformes, Salmonidae. Gene Ontology annotation, molecular function: calcium ion binding. The coding region runs from base 1425 to 4403 and encodes 992 amino acids.